Choloepus didactylus (southern two-toed sloth) is the source of this 474-nucleotide messenger RNA. It is a transcript of the gene RIPPLY2, whose product is annotated as ripply transcriptional repressor 2. Gene Ontology annotation, biological process: negative regulation of transcription by RNA polymerase II; embryonic pattern specification. Lineage: Eukaryota; Metazoa; Chordata; Mammalia; Pilosa; Megalonychidae. The coding region runs from base 1 to 408 and encodes 135 amino acids. The transcript is spliced from 4 exons. Gene Ontology annotation, cellular component: nucleus. The record is from RefSeq and is a predicted model, not a curated record.
AUGGAGACCGCGGAGAGAUCGGAGAGCGGAGCCGGCGAGUGCGCGCGCUGCCGUCGCCUGCUGCCUGCGGCUCCCGGCGGCCAGACUCGGCGUGGGGACGCGGACUCCGGAUCUAUUAACUUCUGGAGACCGUGGGUUGACCGCCAAAGCAAGAAAGAGCAGGAGUCGCCGCAUUAUGCCGAGGAGGCGAUGUCGGAUAGCCCCGGUAAGAUUGAAGCCUGGGGAAAGCUUUCCCAAUACCGACAUCCAGUCAGACUAUUUUGGCCAAAAUCAAAGUGUUAUGAUUACUUAUAUCAAGAAGCAGAAGCGCUUCUGAAAAAAUUUCCAAUUCAAGCCACAAUUUCAUUUUAUGAAGAUUCUGAUAGUGAAGAUGAAAUUGAGGAGCUGACCUGUGAUUCUGAAAAUUAAUCUGAUUAGUUACUUUUGAUGACAUUCAAAGUUCGUAGGAUUUAAAUUUAGUGUACAAAUGUAUCA